AUGUCAAAUCUACACAAUACUUCUACUACUUCGGAGGCUCUUACUAGCCUAGAUUUGAUUGAAGAGUUGACUCUACCUGAAAAUCCAACAAACGUUACACAAGACGAAUUUGAAAAGCCACGAUCCGACUCUAUUCCAGAGCUUAAUGAUGUGUUUUUGAUAAAUAUUAGUGAACACACGAAAUUGAUCCUACAAAAUUUGGAUGGUAAUAGGAGUGUAACUCGCACCAACAAAGAUAACAUCAAAAAAUCUCUUGACGAAAUUAAACGAAGUACGCAACAAUUGUACGACCAAGUAAAAACGAUAUUACGUCAUUCAAUCUCAUCAGCCGAAAAUAAAACAGUUUCAUUAAUCAGGAAUACUAUUAGGGAAGAGUUCUCUAAGUUAGCGGUACUACCACAAAAAAUUACCACUCAGCCACUGCAAGAUCUGGUCAAACCUUCUAUCAUUCCAUCAUCACUACCAUCCUACGCCAAAGUUGUUAAAUCGACAAAAUCUGCUGAGAAACAACCUAUACCGGUUACCAAGCCGGCCAUAAUAGUUAGCUCUAAACAGCAAGUCUCUUCCUCUAAAGAAACCGUAAACGCGUGGCGUAAUAGCAUUCAUUUCAAAAAAUACACCUUCAACCCCUCUGAAGUAAAGCUGGUGUCCAACCACAAAAUUAGGGUUGAGUUUGAUAAUCAAGAACAGCGUGACGAAACCCUUAACGCCAUAAACCAUCCUGACAGCCUUGUUAACGCUGACAUAGCCAAGAAGCUCAAGCCUUUGGUAAUUCUAAAAGGCAUCUACAGGGACACACCUGUGAGUAACGUUCCUACAUAUGAAACGGUUACACAUAAAACCCAUCGCGAAUCUAUAAUUGACCUCACAAUGACAUUUGAUUCUCUAUCGAACAAAAUUUCCAACUGGAAAGUUGUACUAGACGCCAUCCCAUCAUCCAAUCAUAAUGCUAUCACUUUUGAUUUGUCUUUAAGUAACAACUUGUUAAGCAAACCAAAAAAACUUUCAACAUUUAAAUACAAUACUCAGAAUAUAAAAUGGGAUGAAAUUACAGAACAGUUUAAAUGCGAGUUAGGCAAAUAUUUAGACCUCAAUAUUAAUGUAGAUAAUUUAAACACCUCCCAGUUAGAUAAAUACAUUACAAAAUUAGUCACAGCAGUACAAAAGGUUAGCGACAAACUCUUUCCGAGAAAAUCAUCUAAAGUAACAAAUCGAGCACCUUGGUGGAACGAUAAAUUAGAAAAUCUCAAGCAAAAAGUUAUAAAAAAUCACCACAAAAUUCAACAAAUGAAACGCAGUAAAAAAACGUUAACCGAAUUGUUGCUAGAAAAAGAAAACUUAAGAAAUGAAUAUGCUCAAGCAAUUAGAAUUGCUUCAACUGAGCAUUUCAGGGAGUUCUGCAAUAAGCAGGGAAAGGAGGAUGUAUGGAGUAUAACCAAUCGGUUACUUAAGACCACACCUUUGAAGCAGCCUCCCUCAACUCUUAAAACAAGAGCGGGUAAAUACACAAAAACAACAUACGAAACUGCUGAAACGUUUUUAAAUGAAUAUUUUCCUGAUGAUGGACCCGAUACAUGCUUAAGGCACAUGCAGCUCCGUAAUUCUUUUAACGAAACACCCGACACGCCAGCAGAUGCUCCAUUUACUGUAGAAGAAGUACUUGAUACAAUUCUGUCCCAAAUAAUACCCUUAGCAUUAAGGGCAAAGGAAAACGCAACUAUAUAUGAGAUCAAGAAAGGAAAGCCCAUCGAGCUCUUACCCGGAAGACAACUAGAAAAGAGGAUAAGCCCUUACGAUUUGCCCCAUCCAUGUGAAAGGUCGCAGCGCAGUUUUGGUUUAAUAAGCGAACAGAAAGACAUCGACGAAUUAAGUAACGACUGGGAAAUUAAAAAUAUAAAAUACACACAAACGCAAGAUACAUUUGACAACACCCCCAGCUCCUUAACAUUAAACCUUAGUGAACAUCUACAGCCCCUCACCGAACGUCUGGAAGCAGUUUCGUCGGAGCUAAAAACCAUACGUGAACUUCAGAAGAAAACGCCACCACCGGCGAUAAGCCUUAGUACGGAGCUUGCGCUGGCAGAGAUGGCCAAUAGUACCAAAUCAAUUCCGACAUAUACUCAAAAAGUGAAAGAAAAGCCUGUAUUGAGGCCCAACCACACCUUGUUCGUUUCGUCGACGGAUCCCAACAAAACAGGUGAGAAUGUCAUUGAAACGAUCAGGAAAGCACUUGAUAUAAAGAGGACUGGAGCAAGAGUAGAAAAGAUAAGGAAAGCAAGGAACCGAAAGGUUGUUUUAAGCUGUGGCACUAAAGAAGAUCUGGACCUGAUAAGAAGUCAGGUUAAGAAAAAUGAAACACUCAAGGCAGAGACUCCAAAAAUGAGUAAUCCACUUAUAAAAAUAAAAGACGUAUUAUCAUAUCAUACUGAUGCCGAGAUCGUGGAACAGCUGGGAGCACAGAAUAAGCAUCUGUUCCAGGAUCUCAAGGCGACUGAAAACGUCAUGAGGGUUCGGUACAGGAAAAGGGCGAGAAACACGCACGAAUGUCACCCAAUCGUAGAACUCUCUCCAACACUGCACCGGCGUUUCUUAGAAGCCGAAAAAAUCUAUAUAGGCCUACAAAGAAGACCGGUAGAAGACCAAUCCCCCUUGGUGCAGUGCACAAAAUGUCUGGGCUUCGGUCACACCAAAAACAUUUGCCAGGAAAAAGAAAAUCUCUGCAGCUAUUGUGGAGAAAACCACCCCUGGGAAAAAUGCACAAACAGAUUAGAAGGAAAGGCUCCUAACUGCAAGAACUGUUUGAGGGCACAUGGCAAAAACUCAGUUUCCCCACACAAUGUAUUUAGCAAUGAGUGUCCUGAGAAGCAAAAAUGGGAUAGCAUAGCGCGGGAGCAAGGGAAAGGGGGAGUUUCAAUAGCCCUCGUACAAGAACCAUACGUGGGCAAAAGUGGUGAAAUGAAGUUGACCACCGGUACAAAAAUCAUCCAGUGCACCCUUAAGCGCCAAAAACCCGUGAAAGCGGCAAUCAUCAUUUUCGAUGACAGAUUGGGGGUCAUACAUGACCCGCAAUUGGUGACCGAAACAGAGGUGGCGGUACUCCUGAGGGCAGGAAAGAUGAGAUUAGGAAUAGUGUCUGUCUACUACGAAGGAGACCAAGACAUAGAGCCCUACUUGGUACGCACAAAAGUGGCUUGCGAGAAACUCCAAACCGAAAACCUUCUGGUCGGUGGGGAUGUCAACGCUUGGAGCCACUGGUGGGGAAGCAGCCAUGAAGACCAAAGAGGUGCAGCUUACAACGCCUUCCUAAACGAAAUAGAGCUCCACAUUCUCAACACCGGAGACGCACCAACAUUCGAGACGUAUAGGGGAAACAAAAAAUACACAAGCGUUGUUGAUGUCACAGCGUGCAGCUUGUCGCUACUAGGAAGAAUAGACGGCUGA
Molecule: messenger RNA, 3441 nt
Organism: Parnassius apollo (apollo)
Lineage: Eukaryota; Metazoa; Arthropoda; Insecta; Lepidoptera; Papilionidae
Source: the annotation of a GenBank genome assembly